CUGGCAGCCGGCCCAGUCAACCCCGGCCGGCCGCAUGCCGAAUCUCUUUCCGAACCGUCUGAACCCGUCUCCGACACCGGGACCCGUGCUCCCUGAGCUCCUCAAGCGCAAUGAGGCCAGCACCUGCGCCUACAUCUUCGGCGCAUCCGACGGCGCACUCGAGUGCGAUCCUGGUUACACUUGCAGUACACACUCGAGUGCGAGCGUCUUUCACUGCUGCGAGGAAGGGAACACCAGUUGCUACAUGCCAACCGCCUGCCUCGACUUCACUGCGUUUAUGAAUGGCUGGUGCAGUACCGCGGGCUCGUCAACAACUUGCUGCUCGAACAGUGCUACACCAUAUUGCACCGCGGUCCAGCUCGUCGACAAGCCCAGCGUGUCGCUGAUCGGUUGCAUGCCUGUAAAGACCUUCAUGGCCGUCUAUGCCACACCAACAGACCGCUCGACGUCCUCUACUCCGCGCACGACCUCGUCUAGCUCAUCGUCUAGCUCAUCAUCCUCCGAGUCGACAGCCUCUGCCACCACAAGCUCCUCCCCAAGCCCCUCUCCACCCCCCGUCUCCUCCGACUCUGUGCCCGUAGGUCCGAUCGUAGGCGGUGUGGUCGGCGGGGUCGCCAUCAUCGCCGGUGCGGUCGGCUUCAUCGCGUGGCUGGUCAUUCGUCGGAGGCGGGCACCUCCGCCUCCCCAGCCAGGGCCACCCGGCGCGCCGCCCUUCAACCCCAAUUACAGUAACGCCGCGGCCGGUCCGCAAACCAGCCAGUACCCCCACGGCCACCAGGGCCACCUGUCGUUUGGAGGUUGGAGCCAGACGACGCCUGUCGACUCGCCUGGCUCGCCCGGAUUCGCCAGCGUCGCCGGCAGUGACGGCUUCCAGGACAAGCAGCACCAGAUGGGUGCGGUGAGGCUGACGACGGUCGAGGAGCAAGCUGUUCAGAUGCAGCAGCAUCAGCAGCAGCAAAUGGUUCAGGGGCAGGGGCAGGGGCAGGGGCAGGGGCAGGGGGUGGAUUUGCCGCAUUAUAUGCCGGGGGUGUAUCUGUCGGAAUUACCGCCUAAUGAGCGUGAGAGGUGAUGAGGUUUGCGGGG
Messenger RNA from Canariomyces notabilis, 1083 nucleotides. RefSeq lists its product as uncharacterized. NCBI's taxonomy places the organism in Eukaryota, Fungi, Ascomycota, Sordariomycetes, Sordariales, Chaetomiaceae. Bases 35 to 1069 code for a protein of 344 amino acids. The transcript is spliced from 4 exons. The record is from RefSeq and is a predicted model, not a curated record.